This is a messenger RNA of Trichomonas vaginalis G3, 1047 nucleotides long. RefSeq names its product ribonuclease inhibitor domain-containing protein. The transcript has a single exon. Bases 1 to 1047 code for a protein of 348 amino acids. The record is from RefSeq and is a predicted model, not a curated record. NCBI's taxonomy places the organism in Eukaryota, Parabasalia, Trichomonadida, Trichomonadidae.
AUGAGCGCUACUGUAACGAAAACCGGUUCAAGCUACUCAAUAAGAGAUGGCUAUGUUUCAAAUUACCAAUUUCGAUAUGAUUCAACAGUUCAAGAUCUUUCAAUAACUAAUGUUACUACCUUUGGCUAUCAAUCUUUUUAUUCAUGUUCGAAUCUUAGAACCGUAAUAGUAUUAGAUACUCUUACAUCAAUAGGAUCAUAUUGCUUUCAGAAUUGUAACCAACUUGGAAGUGUACAACUCCCAAAUACAGUCCAGACAAUAAGUGAUAGCGCUUUCUAUGGCCUCUCGAGUUUGUCAAGUUUUAACUUCCCAACAAGUCUCAGCACAGUAGGAAGCCAAACGUUCUAUGGUUGUUCAAAAAUUCCAAGUGCAACUUUCUCUGCAGCGAAUGUCAAGAUCGGAGAAUCUGCAUUCAGUGGCUGCAGUUAUCUAAACAAAGUUACAUUCUCAUCUUCAGUCACAACUAUCGGAAGCUAUGCAUUUAAUAAUUGUCAGAAUCUUACUGAAGUUAUAUUCUCUUCAUCUGUUGUUACAGUUGGAAGCUAUGCAUUUCAGAGUUGCAAAAAAGUGCAAAAUUUCUCCAUCGCAAAUGGAAGCUCCACUAUUAAUUCAUACAUAUUUAAGUCAGCAAACGUAUCACAUGUCUACAUUGGUGGAACAAUAUCAUCAAUGAACGAUUAUGCCUUUGCAUACUCAAUUCUUGGUGAUGUAAACUUGAAUGAAAGCAGUUUUCAAGCAAUCUCCUCGUAUUGUUUUUAUCAAAGUAAGAUAAAUAGUUUGUAUCUUCCUAGAACAAUUUCAUAUGUGUACUAUGAAGCUUUUUAUUAUGCAGUUGUUGGCGAUUUGAUAUUCGCUGGAGGAUCAAUAUCAUUACGUGACUACGUGUUUUACUAUGCAAAAAUUAAUUACAUUGAAUUCCCUAAUAUUAAUAAUUUGUAUUCUUCUUCGUUUUACUAUGCCCAAUUUAUUACGGUAACUUUUACGAAAGACGCAACAUCAACAUAUGAUAAUCUUUUUACAAUUAUGGCUCAGUUUCAAAUCUCAUAA